Messenger RNA from Diorhabda carinulata, 1281 nucleotides. Its product is annotated as 52 kDa repressor of the inhibitor of the protein kinase-like. The transcript has a single exon. Gene Ontology annotation, molecular function: protein dimerization activity. The record is from RefSeq and is a predicted model, not a curated record. Bases 1 to 1281 code for a protein of 426 amino acids. Lineage: Eukaryota; Metazoa; Arthropoda; Insecta; Coleoptera; Chrysomelidae.
AUGCAAAGGCUAAAAUCAUUCGGAUUAGAUUUGAAGAAUUUAGUUGGUCAGGGCUAUGAUGGAGCCGCUGUGAUGAGCGGACGGUUGAAAGGCGUAAGAACCAUAAUUACGAAUAAAUAUCCCCGAGCACAAUUCGUACACUGUGCAGCUCAUACUUUGAACUUAGUUUUGGCUCAUUCUUGCCAGAUCCCUGCAAUCAGAAACUGUAUCGGGACUAUUAUAAGCAUAAUUAACUUCUUUAGACAAUCAGCACUCCGAGAUGGCCUUCUAAAAAAAACUGCGGACGAGAUUGGAGCACCUCAUUCAACCCUUAUCUCGCUUUAUGAGACACGCUGGACGGAGAAACACACAGCCGUUGAAAGGUUUUCCGAUAUGUUUCCCGUGGUACUUGUUACACUUCAAGCUCUCCAAGAGUCGGAAAGGGAAGUAGCAACCCAAGCUUACCAGUUGCAAGUCGCAAUGGAAAAUAGCCAGUUUAUAGUGUCAAUGAUAGUUUUAAAGAAAAUUUUCUCUUAUACAUCAAAUUUGAACCGUGUCCUGCAAAAACUCAAUAUUGACUUAGCUAAUACUUGCAAUUAUGUGACAACAAUUAAAACCACCUUGCAGAACCUACGUAAUGAACAGGAAUUCUCAAAUCUUUUUGAGGAAGCAAGAAAGUUGAGUUCCACUGAUAUAAGUGCUCCAAGAGUAAGUGGUAGACAAAUAAAUCGCAGUAAUAUACCAGAUCAAACUGCAGAAGUUUAUUAUCGACGAAAUGUGUUCUACCCGUUUAUCGAACACGUAACCACCGAGCUUGAUGCUCGCUUUAAGUCUCACGAAGAAGCAAUUUCAGGAAUUCAGUUGCUUCUGCCUAACCAGACUCAAAAUGCCGAAGCAGCAAAGAAAUGUAUAGUAGGGAUAGGAGCAACAUUUCUUAGUGAAGUGGAAAUAAAAGGUUUGGUAAGCGAGUAUGAGCUCUGGCACAAUCAUUGGUCUAAUCAGGAAAAGCCCUUUACCGUAUUAGAAGCUAUGGACGGGUGUGACGAACUCUUUUUCCCAACGGUUAAGAAGCUUCUUCAAAUCUUAGCGACACUUCCAGUGUCAACUGCCACGCCUGAACGCAAUUUUUCCACUCUUAAGAGGCUAAAAACGUACUUAAGAAAUAGAAUGGGAGACGAGAGGCUUACAGGCCUCGCGCUUAUGAGUGUGCAUCGAAAUAUCGCGAUAAAAUUAAAUGCCUCCGAAAUUAUAAAUAAGUUAGCUGAAAGAAGAAAAAGAAUGAACUUAAUUUUGUUACAAUGA